CAUAGUGAUAGACAGAUAGGCCCUAAUGGAAUUCCCGUUGUUACAAUUAGAUCUAGAUCCAAAUGUAAGUCUCUUCAUUGGGCUUCCUUAGUGUGUUCUUGUUAGCCAAUGACAAGUCCAUGAGAUUUCUAAUAAAUAUUUGCACUAGUUUUCUUAACCUUGAUAUUAAUUCCUUAAUCUGGAUCUACCAAUAGUUUUUUAAAUAUAGGUUAUAUAUAGGCCUACUGCAGGGCCUUUUAUAGUUGACAAAUGAGAUUAUUCCUCACAGCUGCUGAUUGUGUAUCUAUAUUAUUUGUUUCAUUUAUUUUAUUGUGUCAUGCAGGACCCCCAACUCUUGAUGCUAUCACAAAUAAAAUAUGUCCCCCUGAUAAGCCCUAUAAAUGUUUACCAUACGGUAAAUGUUAUGGAGUGGAGUCAUAUUGUGACUCGAAAUCUGGUACAGUCAAAUCAUGCUUCCCACCAGACAUGUCAGAAAAGGAGAUUUGGUGUAGAGAGUUUGGCCACAAUGUAACAUUCAUGAGAGACCAAACAUGUUUGACAGCCUGUUCCUUAAUAUUUUUACAAGAUUCAUACAAUUUACUAAACAACGUCUGCUCUGACAGUAGUCCACACAAAUGUCCACCUGCUGGUGAAUGCUACAACAGCUUACAAUACUGCCAAUCUGGCAAAGUCCAUUCCUGUUUUCCUGAAGAUGCCAAAACUAAUUUGCUGGACUGGUGUAAAACUAAAGGUCUACAAAAUGUGACUUUUAUGAACCACAACUCUUGUCAACUUGCAUGUCAGACAUUAUUCAGCAUUGCAGAUCUGGCACCAGAUAAAGAGACAAUAAACAUUGGUUUGCUGAUAACUCUUAUUAUUGUCAUAGCUAUUUUAGUAAUAGUACCAUUCAUUAUAUGGAGGUCAAUCAUUCUUAAGAAACUACAAAGUGUGUACAAUAGAAACAGACCACAUGGCAGAGGAAAGAAUUACCCCAAAAGAAAAAUUGUGGUGAAUUCUGAGCCAAAGCACUCUGGAAGCAGUUUUCUCUCAGUGCCCUUAGAUCCAGUAUCUGAAGAUGUUAAAUUGGACAAAGAAAUUAGCCUCAAAAAGCUUCAACACUCCACUGGAAGUAGUGUCUUAUUAAGACAAAAUAGUAAGCCCACAGAGACAUCAUUUACAAACAUAUAAACAUGGUAUUAUUAAAUAAUGUAUAUUCUAGAAAGCAAAAACACUAACAAUAUAGUUUAUUAUAUUUACUUAUCUAAAAUUGGUUUUAAAAAAUGCAUAAUGUUACUGGAAAUGUUGCUUUUGUUGUUUUUUUGUAAUUGUUUAGUCUUUUCUUUCAAAAUUUAACUGAAUGUGUUCUAAAUGUCAUUUCUUAAUAUCAUGAUCUCUAAAUGCCCAUUGGUGCAUAAGACCAGGACCGGCAUUAGGCCACUGCAGCCUAUGCGGCGCAGUGAGCCCUGCACUUUCAUAGGCCCUGCGCUAACUCUAGUUGUAAAUUAUUAAAUUAAACUUAACAGGGUUUUUGCGGCCUCCUGAUUUUCCAGGAGCCUCAGGAAAUCUCUUGAAAUUGCUUAGUAUUCGAAAAAAGUCAUGAAAAUAUCAAAUUGCUAAAAUAUCCUGAAAACUCAUAAAGAUGUCCUGAAAAAUAGACAAAAUUGUCAUUUUGGGGUGUCAUUCAAUAUAGAAAACGCCAAUCCUACUCGCAAUUAAAAAAGGCAUUGUCAGCUUUCAUUAAAAAAAUGAUAAUAAGGUGAAUUUUAACCAAAACAGGAAGUUCCAAUACUUCAUUAUUUACUUUAAUAGUCACUGGCAUAUAAAUAUAUAGAUUUAAAUCUAUCUCGAUUUCUUAAAAAAAAUCAAAAGCAAUAUUUUGCUAGUCGAUAUAGUAAACUAAUAGGCAGAUCUGAAUAUUUAUCAGUUUUUUUUGUUGGAAAACUACCUUCUAAUGUAGAUGGCUCGUAAAGUUAAUUUGACCGUGAUUUUGUACUUAGUAAAAUAUGAAUAAAAUGCUAAGUAUUUAUUUUGUAACAAAAAAUCUUAAAAUUUUCACUUAUUAUCCUUAUCCCUACCCAGAGGGCCAGACUAAGCCCUGCGCAAUCCAUUUCGCAUAGGGCCCCGCAAUCUGUAGGACUGGCCCUGCAUAAGACUAAGACAGCUUUAUUGAUCCUAAUUGGAUAUUGUGUUAUAAUUAGGUAUAUAUAUAUAUAUAUAUAUAUAUAUAUAUAUACAUUGUAUGCUUUUACAUUUUACGAACAUAUUUUUAGACAAGCUUCAAUAUGCAGUUUGUGUUAAUCACAACCUACAUAAAAUCAAGAGAAGAGUAAAUCUGUAAUGUAAUGUGUGAGUAUGAGUGAACCAUUUACUUUUAAAAUAAAGUAUGCAUAUUUUAUGUACAUACAUAAAACCAUACAAAAAAACAGGAUUAAAAAAAUUACUGUGUAUCAUCUAGAUUAUCCACAAUGUGUAUAUUUCUAAAAGGGUCUCGUUUCUUAAUUUGAAGUUACUUCAAAAGCUUUUACUUUGUGUAUGUGUGAUAAUAAGUGAUCAUGACUUGUUUGCAACCUUUAGCUGCCUAUUAGUUUGAGGCGAACAUCCUUUCGUUUUUUACAGUAAUAUAGUUUAGACAUUCUCAUCAUUUAAUCAUAAUUAAGUGCAUUCAGAUUCUUUGUGUUUAAACUUUAUUGAUCAGCAAGUCAUAACCUUUUGCUGAAGACCAGUACAAAGAUUAAAAGUUAUACUUUAAAGUGUAAAACAAAUUUGAAUUAUCUCAUCAUGUCAUAUAAAAUAUGGAAUGUACACUAAAUAUUUUUAUACUAAAUAAAUAAUAAUUCUUUAUAAAAACACA
Molecule: messenger RNA, 2830 nt
Organism: Biomphalaria glabrata
Lineage: Eukaryota; Metazoa; Mollusca; Gastropoda; Planorbidae
Exons: 5
Coding region: 250-1167 (305 amino acids)
Source: RefSeq, a predicted model, not a curated record